AAGGGGGCGGAGCGAAGGGAGAGGGAGAGUGAACGAGGAGAGUGCGAGAAGCCUCGGCGGAGGAACAAGCGCGAGAGCGAGAGCGAGAGCGAGGCGCGAGCGCAGAGACAGAGCGAGCGCGAGCCAUCCGCCCGUAGCGCCAGCGCCGCCGCCGCCGCCGCCGCGAGGGAGGAGCCGUAGCGCGAGCCGCCAACCGUCCGCCGCGGUCACGAGGCGCCUGACUCGGAGCGAGCGAAGGCGGCGAACGGCGACGCGUCGGCUGGCCGCUGGGACGGAGAGACCAGGCGGGCGGCGGGCGGGCUCCAUGGCGAGGCGCGGCUCCUCCAGCAGCAGCGGCGCAGUGUCCCGGGCCCGCGGGCUCUAGUGCCACCAGAGCAGCCUCUCGCUCGCUCGGUAGUCCCCGCAGCCCCGGCUCCGGGCCUCGGCGGCUCGCUCCUUCCUCCCUCUCUUCUCUUCCUCCCUCCCUUCUUCCUUCGCAUCUUUCCCCGCGCCCUCGGACGGGUUGGCGGCGGCCGAGCCCCGGCGGGAGGAGCAGCGGGAGGAAUCCGCCUCUAUGAUGAAGUUUAAGCCGAACCAGACGAGGACCUACGACCGCGAGGGCUUCAAGAAGCGGGCGGCCUGCCUGUGCUUCCGCAGCGAGCAGGAGGACGAGGUGCUGUUAGUGAGUAGCAGUAGGUAUCCAGAUCAAUGGAUUGUUCCUGGUGGAGGAAUGGAGCCCGAGGAAGAGCCAGGUGGAGCUGCAGUAAGAGAAGUAUAUGAGGAGGCUGGUGUCAGAGGAAAAUUAGGCAGACUUCUGGGGAUAUUUGAGCAGAAUCAAGACCGCAAGCAUCGCACUUAUGUUUAUGUUCUUACUGUCACUGAAAUAUUGGAAGACUGGGAAGAUUCUGUUAACAUAGGAAGGAAGAGAGAAUGGUUCAAGGUUGAAGAUGCCAUUAAAGUUCUGCAGUGUCAUAAACCUGUGCAUGCUGAGUAUUUGGAAAAAUUGAAGUUGGGCUGUUCCCCAACCAAUGGAAAUUCCAUGGUUCCCACCCUUCCAGACAACAAUUCUUUGUAUGUAACUUCUGCACAGACUUCGGGGCUGCCAUCUUCUGUAAGAUAAAUAUUUAGGUGACCAUACACAGUUUCACAGGGAGAAGGCUUCUGUUUGAUAUCCACAUGUUUAAACUGUCUGAAUUUUCAGAUACUGUGUAUUCAGGCAGUUUUCAUAUUUUGCAGAUGCUUGGAAAUAUUUCCCUUUUUCUUUAACAGUGUAAAAAAUACUUCAGUAAACCAAAGCCAUAUGGAUUUUUUUUUAAGAUGCCUUAACUGUGUGCCCUCUCCCUUUCCCCAAAUACAUUUUUAUUUUUGUUUUUCAGACUGCUCUGCAUUCUGGUUUUCAUACCAACUUACCUGAUAUGGUGGUCUGGAGUUUUUUGUUUUUUUUUAAAGGAUGUCAAGGGGAGAGAUGAUUAGGUACUUUCCUAAAGUAUUGACCCAUUGAAAGCAAGCCUUCUAUAGUGGUUUUUAGCUUUUAGAGCUCAUUUCAAAAGAUUAAAAUGUUUAUAGUGCCACUUUGUUUCAAGAUACACUAUAGCCCUCAUGAUUUCUUGGAAUUUAGAGAAUAGAUGUAUAUUAAACACUUUCUCUAUUAGAGGGUAUUGUUUCCUAUACAUGUGGCAUCUUUUCCCUCAAGAUUUAAACAUAGGACUUUUUCCAAUGCAGAGUAUGGAUGACAUUUCAGUAUGAGAUGCCACUAUCAUAAUACAGACACCCUGGAAAUAAUAUAAACUAGGCCCAUGAAAAACAGCAUUAGGAUUCACCUUUAGCCUGCCCCUUUGAUUUAUCAUCCUUUUGUGCAGAAUACCCUAGGAAAUGCAUAAGUUAUUGUUUUUAAUGGAAAAAACCUACUUAAUAUAAUUAGCCAUUUUCAUCCUGGACUAUCUUUUUAGUUGGUUGGUUUCAUUAAUCCACUGCUACAAAUAGCACACUGGCAUCACGCUCGAAUCCUCUCCCAUUUCUGCCAUUUCUCUUUCCCAGUUUCUGCCAUUCCUUUUAGUCCCUGGGAGCCUCUUCGUUAUCUUUCCUGGCAAACAGUAGCCAACAGAAUUGAAAAUACCCAGGUUUAUGAUGGGAAGCUUAACUUGUUUUAGAACCUUUUAAAUGUUCUACAGACCCCUCAAAUUUCACUCCCACUCAAAACUUAAGAGUGGACACUUUUGCAUCUCUUCAUUUGGAAAAAAGGUUGUGAUUGGGGGUUUUUCAAUUCUUUUCACUCUUAAAACUUCUAAGACAACCUAAAACCAAGAAUCCCAUCUAAAACACAAAUACCUCUUCCCUAAUCAGGUCAGAACUGAGGUGUAAGUGUAAAAACCUUUAGCAUUUUGAAGAGAUGUGGGGUUAAAAAUCAUUCUACAAACAUUUGUAAAUAUUCUAAAUGGUAAAUAGUGAGUGUAAAGUGGAAAGUACAUGUAAUUUAAACACUUUGUUAUUCAGUACACAAAUCGUUAACCUACUUUUAAAACACAAUUGUGUAAAAUGCUGCUAUAAAUUAAAAUUGAGUGCUGUUACACUUUUAGGAAUUAUUGGUGCCACAGUUUGAAAUGAGAUCUUGUGCCAUUCAAACACAUCAGAUCUUAAGUACAAGUUCUAACUCACAUGAAAAUAGGUUUUGAAAACGUAUUACUGCUAACCAAAAGAAAUGAAGAAAGUAGAAAAUGCACAUUUGGAGAAUUUCCUAUUCUAAAUUAUGUAACUUGAUUGAGAAAUUUUAUUUCUCCUUGUACAGGAAGUUAAACGUCUUUUAAAAAAAAACAUUUUGAGCAAACCCUUUCAAUCCUAUAAAUUGACUUAGAAAAAUCUCAUGGGCUAGAUGUUUCUCAGAGUAACUUAGUUAUUUGAGAAGUUUCUUUGAAUUAGAAACAGCCAAAAGAAACUGGAUUUUUGUUUUAUGGACUCAAUUUUUGUACAUAAAACUACUCCCACUCAACAUUCUAACACUGGGGAUUUAAAAAAAAAAAAGCUUGUACAUGGUAUUCUUAGAGGUAAAUAAUGCAUGAUCUUAUUUUGUAACUCAAACUAUGUAUUUGAUAAAAAUGUAAAAAUGUACAGUAUUGAUGUUAACCAACUCAUAAGAGUUGUUAGCCUAUAAAUAUUUUGUUGUAUAAUUUUUUGGUCAGAACAUUUGGGCUUAGUAGUGCCACAUCAGGAUUCCUUAAUGCCGUUCAGUGUACAGAUCUCUUUAGUGUCUAUGCAACUUGGAAAAUUCCUUUAAUUAGUUUUGAUUCCUAAUGUUUCUCUUUGUAUAAUUUAACAGAACAUUUUACUGUUGUCAUAUUUCAAAGUAAACAGCGUGUCACCACAGGGUUGGCUCUUGCUAAAUAGUUCAGAUUGGUCUAGCAGAAUUACAAGAGAUAGCUUUCUCUUAUGUUGAAAGGAGACUGAAGACACCUUCAGCCCAAAUAGCUACAGUGAAGUGGCCAAGUGUUCUCUCACCCCUGAACUAAAUCCUGUUAAACAGUUGUCAGAUGGUAGUCCAAUUACUCAUUGGUACAUUACUUGUGGUCCUCUUGCUUAAAGAUUCACAAAUGACUUUGAUUUCUUGUGCCCUAAAUUAUCUUGGAGUGGGCAGGAUGCCUACUUAUGAUUAGAAACAAAGGUAACUCAUAGAACAAGACUGUUAGUAAUUUUGACUUACUGACAUUAGGAAAAAGCUGUUUUCUGCCCCUUUUGUAAGCCACAGUUGAAGUUUCCCAUCUAGGUAAGUGCCAUAUUGUUAACAUUUAAGAACUUGGAGUGCCAAGACUGCUAAGGUAGUUAUCUUGGGGCCAUCUAGAUGAACCAGGACUAGGGUUGGCCUAACAGUGUGGAAUUUUUCAAGAAAAGUCUGUUCUGUUGACAAAACAUAAUAUAAAGAAGCAAACUAAGGAAACAAAAGGCUGUAAACAUUUUUAAUUGUUCUGCAUGGUUUUCUUUUGAAGAUUGGUGUAAGAAUUUUGACUUUUUAUAUUUGAGAUAAAAUAUCAGAAUAAAAAUUAAAUAAAAGUUGUGUGACUGA
Trichosurus vulpecula (common brushtail) is the source of this 4033-nucleotide messenger RNA. It is a transcript of the gene NUDT4, whose product is annotated as nudix hydrolase 4. The record is from RefSeq and is a predicted model, not a curated record. The coding region runs from base 554 to 1099 and encodes 181 amino acids. Gene Ontology annotation, molecular function: bis(5'-adenosyl)-hexaphosphatase activity; diphosphoinositol-polyphosphate diphosphatase activity; endopolyphosphatase activity. Lineage: Eukaryota; Metazoa; Chordata; Mammalia; Diprotodontia; Phalangeridae. Gene Ontology annotation, biological process: diadenosine pentaphosphate catabolic process; diphosphoinositol polyphosphate metabolic process; adenosine 5'-(hexahydrogen pentaphosphate) catabolic process. The transcript has 5 exons. Gene Ontology annotation, cellular component: nucleus; cytoplasm.